AUGGGACGGCUCCAGUCAACCGGAUCAAACCUCAUGGACAACGGAAUUCGGUUUAGCUUUGUGCUGAGUUCUGUUGUAAUCAGCGUGCUAUCCCUCGGAAACUAUGUACGUUAUGGACAAAUGUGGAAAAUUUUGGGAAAACUCGAUCGAUUCGACCAACAGGUUAAUGAAAUCAACGCACCAGUGGACCACGGAAGUCAAAAGCGACAAUUCAUGCAGUCUAUGUCAUUCAUCGUAAUAAGCUGCAUCCUGCUAUCGAUACUGAACAAUGCGGCACUCUCCGCUGAUUAUGGAUCGUUGACAGUUCGAAUGGCAAUUGUAUUCUCCUUUCUUUUCUUCAAUGUCCCAUUUAGCUUGAUCAACCACAAUGUUUUCUUCACGUGUCAACUGGUAUACCGCCGACUAAAACACAUCAACGAAAUACUGGCAGUACACUUUGUACCACCGAAGAAAGCUGGCAUGAUGAUCCUGAACGAACUGCCGGCAACAAAGUCCAAUCGCUGGGACAAAGCAGCCCUUCUCAAUCGGCUCGCUACACAAUGGGACGAAAUGGGUCAAGUAGUACAAAUGAUCAACACUGUUUUUUGGGGUCAAAUUAUUUACAUUACCACCACCAAUAUGAUGGUGUUGACGUUCAGUCUGUUUACCUUCUAUCGUACGGCAAUCACUCAGGAUGAACGCCAGCGCAUGAUGGCCAUCAUCUACGUACAAAAUAGUUUAUAUUAUGUGGUGAUGUUAAGUGCUGUUAUUGGGACAUUCGAUGCCAUUAAGCGACAAGCUGAAAAGACUGCAGUUUUCGUGCACAAAGCGUAUCGAGAGGUGGAGAACAAUCACGUCCAGGAUGCGUUGGUGUAUUUUUCGCAACAACUGAACUACAAACCGAUCGUGAUAAGCUGUAGAUAUUUCGUGUGUGAUUGGACUAUGGGAAUGAUGAUCAUCGGAACAGUCACCUCGUAUCUGGUAAUAUUGAUUCAAUUUGAUGACGCAUUAGGUCCAGCGAUGAAGAAACAACUUUAAAGAAGGCA
Messenger RNA from Sabethes cyaneus, 1025 nucleotides. RefSeq lists its product as uncharacterized. Bases 1 to 1017 code for a protein of 338 amino acids. The record is from RefSeq and is a predicted model, not a curated record. The transcript has 4 exons. NCBI's taxonomy places the organism in Eukaryota, Metazoa, Arthropoda, Insecta, Diptera, Culicidae. Gene Ontology annotation, cellular component: dendrite; axon; membrane. Gene Ontology annotation, biological process: sensory perception of taste.